This is a messenger RNA of Xiphophorus maculatus (southern platyfish), 3606 nucleotides long. RefSeq names its product actin binding LIM protein 1 (gene ablim1a). The record is from RefSeq and is a predicted model, not a curated record. Gene Ontology annotation, biological process: cytoskeleton organization; lamellipodium assembly; cilium assembly. Lineage: Eukaryota; Metazoa; Chordata; Actinopteri; Cyprinodontiformes; Poeciliidae. Gene Ontology annotation, molecular function: actin filament binding. The transcript is spliced from 25 exons. The coding region runs from base 195 to 2717 and encodes 840 amino acids. Gene Ontology annotation, cellular component: actin cytoskeleton; stress fiber.
GAAAUGGAUCCCAUGAUUUAAUGAUGAGCUGGGCUGAGUUUGCUCCUCAAUCUUCUUAUUUUCGUCGUUUGCUUCUUUGACAACUCAAGUUCCUGAUGUCCGAAGAGGGACAGAUUUCAGAACAGCGCUGAGUCCAGAAGCAACUGACUUCUACCUGCAUUUCUGUGGGACAGUCGAAGGAGAGCAGGGUAACCAUGCCCACUCUGCCAAACCUCAACAGCCUGGGAAAGCUGUGCAGCUCCAGCCGCAGUCACAGCGUCCACCGGGUCAACCGGGUUCGAGUGAAACGCAAGAGCUCAGUGAAGCGGAUGUCUAUCAUCGAGGAUGGACAUGUAGCUGAGGUGCUCUAUCUCAUUCCCAAACAGUACAUGGAGCAGUUUCCCUUCCUCAACCCAGAUGAUUAUUACCUCAGUGAGAGAUUGAAUGAUGUCACUACAGUGUCUCAUACCCAGGACACACACCACCACUCCAGCGAGAAGCCCCUGAUUCAGUGCUACAAGUGCGGGGAGCCAUGUAAGGGCGAGGUCCUCCGGGUGCAGAACAAACACUUUCACCUGAAGUGUUUCACCUGUAAAGUGUGCGGCUGUGACCUCGCCCAGGGGGGCUUCUUCAUGAAGAAUGGGGAAUAUCUUUGCAUGCUCGACUACCAACGCAUGCACGGCACCCGCUGCAACGGGUGCGGGGACUUUGUCGAGGGAGAAGUCGUCACUGCCCUGGGCAAAACUUACCAUCCUUCCUGCUUCGUCUGCACCAUCUGCAAACGACCGUUCCCGGCUGGAGACAGGGUGACCUUCAACGGGAAGGACUGCCUGUGUCAGUACUGCGUCGAGCCCAUGUCUCCUGGACCUAAGGACAUCCUGGGCUCCAGCAAUUGCUCAGGAUGUGGCCGCGACAUCAAGAACGGUCAGGCUCUUCUGGCGCUGGACAGACAGUGGCAUCUGGGCUGCUUUAAGUGUAAGGCCUGUGGCAAAGUGCUGACCGGGGAGUACAUCAGCAAGGAUGGCGCCCCCUACUGCGAGAAGGACUACCAGAUCCAUUUUGGAGUUCAGUGUGAGGCGUGUCAUCAGUUCAUCACGGGGAAGGUGUUAGAGGCAGGAGAUAAACACUACCACCCCAGCUGUGCGAGAUGCAGCAGGUGCAAUCAGAUGUUCACAGAGGGAGAAGAGAUGUAUCUGCAAGGCUCAACAGUGUGGCAUCCUGGGUGCAAGAACACCACCAGAACAGAGGAGAGACACAGAGAACGGCCUACGAGGUCGUCGUCUGAGAGCAUUUGUUCCAGACCUGGUUCAAGCAUACCUGGCUCACCGGGUCACACCAUCUAUGCAAAAGUAGACAAUGAGAUCCUUGAUUACAGAGACCUAGCUGCCAUUCCAAAAGUCAAAGCCAUUUAUGACAUUGAGCGCCCCGAUCUUAUCACGUACGAACCUAUGUACACAACCGCCCUGGACGAGAAAGAUGAGAGACGAGAGUGUGUGGGAGAGCUCCACUCUGCUAGACGGGAGCGUUCCCCGAUGCCCGAUGAUAAGUCGUCAAGAAACAUGUCGCCAACCCCAUCAGCUGAGAGUUUUUACGACAGGAGGGACCGCAUUCUCCAAAGAUCCACCAGUCAAGGCUCCAUAGGGUCCCCGGUGUAUAAUCGCCAUGGUUACACUCCCACCCUAUCACGAUCACCGCAGCAUUUUCACAGACCUGAAGCUCUGACAGGCAUGCAGAAGCUCUGCUCCUCCCUGUGCAGUAACAGUGUGGGCUCCAGAAAUAGUGACUCUCGUCCCACCUCCCCUUUCAGACACCACUUCCUGCCCCAUAGCCAAGGCCCCGACCCACCGAGUGGCCGGAGUUCCCCCCUGCCGCUCAGGCCCGACAGCCGGCCGGUCACCCCGCCUCUCUCUCAGACCCCUAAACAUUUCCACGUCCCAGAUCAGGGGAUCAACAUCUACAGAAAACCGCCCAUCUACAAACUUCACGAUACAGCUGCCGUAGCUCAGCAAAGCAAGUUUGGUGAGGACAUCAUCAGAUCCGCCACCUUCCCUGCUGCCCAUGCUCCCUCCCUGGAUGACAGCUCCCGGAGUGAGGGUGACUGUUGGCCCCACUCUCUCGCUGUUUUAGGUUCAGAAGGGAGGAGGCGGUCUAGAGAAGAGGAGGAGGAAGAGGCUUUGAAAAGAAAGCAACUUCAGGAAGAGCAUCUCAGUAAGAUUCAGUCUGGUCUGGGAAAACUCAUUCUGAAGGAGGAGAUGGAGAAAGAGCAGAUUAGGGAGCGGCAUGCUCGCAGCCUCUCUGCUCAGCGCUAUGAUCCCAAAAUGAACAACUGUGACGCAGAUCCAACGUCUCCAGCCAAGACCAACUCUCUGCCUGGUUAUGGACGGAACGGUCUGCAUCGGCCUCAGUCUACAGAUUUCACCCAGUACAACAGCUAUGGAGACAUGUGUGGUGGAGGAAGAGAGUUUCAGCACAUUAAGGAUGGCCGUGCAGCACUUGCAAGGAUGGACAGGGGAGUAUCUAUGCCUAAUAUGUUGGAACCAAAAGUGUAUCCCUAUGAAAUGCUCAUGAUAACCAGUAGAGGGAGAGCUAAACUGCCAAGGGAUGUGGACAGAACCAGACUGGAGCGCCACUUAGCACCCGAAACGUUCUUUGAGAUCUUUGGAAUGGAGAUCCAGGAGUUUGACAGGCUUCCCCUGUGGAAACGCAACGACAUGAAAAAGAAGGCCAAGCUCUUUUAGAUUUUUUAUUUUUUCUAAUUUAUAGCAUGCAUUAUUCUGUACAUACAAUCAGAUAGCACACAGUUGUAAUCUAGAUGUAGGUUCUGGGUUAUUUCCUUUUCUUUUUUUUGCUUAUGUCGUCUGGAUAUACCUGGGGAUUCCAAGAAAUGGACUGAUGUUGCGAUGAUGGACUUCAAUAAUGAAUGGAAAAUUCUUCCAUGUUCAAAAAUGACAAAGAAUGAUGAGAAGGGUCAAGUUUUAUUUGCUUUGACUGCACUUAUUUUACCUCCUGCUUUGCUUUAAGUGAAAAUCCUUCCUUUACUUUACUGCUUGUUUCUCCCUAUUUGUUGCUGUUGAUUCCCGUGGAACUUUGUAAUUACAGUAGACCAUCAUGGCACAGUCACAAAAAUGCCCAUGCCUGUAGCUCAAAAGUGUGUCAACUUUUUGUUUUGCUUGGGCUGAAACAGUUUUAGCCCAAAGGUUUCAAGAAUCGGCUCAGUGAGUCUUUUAAGAUACAAUACGAUGAGAAAAGCCUGUGGGAACACGGUGAGCACAUCCGCCAACUGUUUGACUGGAUCUACGUGGAAAUGAAUCCUCCAAUAGCCGGCAUAUCACCAGUCUUCUUCCCCGUGGCUUUCAUGCACACAAAUUGUUCAUCUGAAUGGACAAAAAAAUGUCUCUUUUCUCAGGCUCUCAUAAACAAAGUUAUACACCUUACCUUUACUUAUAUUGGAAGUAAGAAUCUUAUAUUUUAAGGCUGUUUCCAACAUAUAGUUACAUUCAAAUAGAUACGACCCCCUAUUUCAAGAAACGACUGUAUUUGAAAGUAUUGUUUUAUAAAUGAAAAAAAAAACACACUGCCAUUUGUUGUAUUGAAAUCUAAGCCAAUAAAGAUUUAAAUUGCCAUGAA